AGAGAGAUAGGGUAGAGGACACCACCGGAAGUUGAAAAGUUAGUUCAACUACACACAUCGCCGGAAAAAGAAGAAUGGGUCGGAGAAAGCUCGAAAUGAAGCGGAUCGAAGACAAGAGCAGCAGGUUAGUCACUUUCUCCAAGAGGAGAUCAGGGUUGUUUAAGAAAGCUCGCCAUCUUUCCGUCCUCUGUGACGCAGAUGUCGCCGUCAUCGUCUUCUCCGCUAGAGGGAAGCUCUAUGAGUUUUCUAGCGGCAGUACUACUAGUAACAGUAUGGAUCGUAUUAUUUCUAGAUACCAGAGAAGCUGCCUUGGAACAGGAGAGACAACCACCAAUGGAGCGCUCAAAGAUCUAGAAUUUCUCCUGGAGUGCAAUAGAUUCCAAACAUGCAAAGAGCUUCUACAGACAGUGGACAGGCUUACUGAAGAGAGUAAUGCAGAAGAGCUCUCUGUGAAUGACAUGACACAACUAGAACAAGAACUUGAUGCUGCUCUCACGCAAAUACGAUUAAGAAAGACACAACUAAUGAUGGAGUACAUAUCAACCCUUAAAGAAAAGGAAAACAAGCUUAGUGAAGAAAUAGAAGAAUUGAAAAAACAGGUUACUUCAGCAGAGGAGAAUGAUGUUGAUGAUGGAGGUAGCGGUCAUAAAGACCUUGUAAAUAACCAGAUCAAUUCACCCCACCUUACAACACUCCACCUUUUCAAUGGAUAGAAUCUGUGCUUCACAAAUAAUAACAGCAAAUAAUCCAAAUAAACGUAUUGGAUUUGGUAUUUUAUUACUGAUUCUUGCUAUGUUAUCAAUUGAUGUUUGGAGGAAAUAUACGCACACAACACCUUAGCUUCA
This is a messenger RNA of Helianthus annuus (common sunflower), 845 nucleotides long. RefSeq names its product agamous-like MADS-box protein AGL27. The transcript has 7 exons. Gene Ontology annotation, biological process: positive regulation of transcription by RNA polymerase II. Lineage: Eukaryota; Viridiplantae; Streptophyta; Magnoliopsida; Asterales; Asteraceae. The record is from RefSeq and is a predicted model, not a curated record. Bases 75 to 713 code for a protein of 212 amino acids. Gene Ontology annotation, molecular function: RNA polymerase II cis-regulatory region sequence-specific DNA binding; DNA-binding transcription factor activity, RNA polymerase II-specific; protein dimerization activity. Gene Ontology annotation, cellular component: nucleus.